Molecule: messenger RNA, 2360 nt
Organism: Bufo bufo (common toad)
Lineage: Eukaryota; Metazoa; Chordata; Amphibia; Anura; Bufonidae
Product: heat shock protein HSP 90-alpha-like
Biological process (GO): cellular response to heat; protein folding; protein stabilization
Cellular component (GO): myelin sheath; cytosol; neuronal cell body
Molecular function (GO): ATP hydrolysis activity; ATP-dependent protein folding chaperone; ATP binding
Source: RefSeq, a predicted model, not a curated record
AUGCCAGAGGAGACGCAGACUGCACCCCAGGACCAACAGAUGGAGGACGAUGUGGAGACUUUUGCCUUCCAGGCUGAGAUCGCUCAGCUGAUGUCCUUGAUCAUUAACACUUUCUAUUCCAACAAGGAGAUCUUCUUGAGAGAACAUUCCAACUCUUCAGAUGCUUUGGAUAAAAUCCGCUACGAGAGUCUCACUGACCCCAGCAAACUGGAUUCUGGCAAAGAGCUUAAGAUCGACCUGAUCCCUAACAAGCAGGAUCGCUCCCUGACCAUUAUCGACACUGGCAUCGGUAUGACCAAAGCCGACCUCAUCAACAACCUGGGCACCAUCGCCAAGUCUGGAACCAAGGCUUUUAUGGAGGCUCUGCAGGCUGGAGCAGACAUUUCUAUGAUCGGUCAGUUUGGCGUUGGUUUCUACUCGGCCUACCUGGUGGCCGAGAAAGUGACGGUGAUCACCAAGCACAACGAUGACGAGCAGUAUGCCUGGGAGUCUUCAGCCGGGGGAUCCUUCACGGUCAAAGUAGACAACAGUGAGCCCCUGGGCCGCGGUACCAAAGUGAUCCUGCAUCUGAAGGAGGACCAGUCUGAAUAUUUUGAAGAAAAGAGGAUUAAGGAGAUUGUGAAGAAACAUUCCCAGUUCAUUGGCUAUCCCAUUACACUCUUUGUGGAGAAGGAGCGCGAUAAGGAAAUCAGCGAUGACGAAGCGGAGGAGGAAAAGGAAGAGAAGAAAGAGGAGGAGGAAAAGACCGAGGAGAAGCCCGAGAUAGAAGAUGUGGGCUCUGAUGAGGAGGAAGAUAAGAAGGAAGGAGACAAGAAGAAGAAAAAGAAGAUUAAGGAAAAAUACAUUGACCAAGAAGAGUUGAACAAAACCAAACCCAUAUGGACCCGCAACCCAGAUGACAUCACAAAUGAUGAAUAUGGAGAAUUCUACAAGAGUCUCACCAACGACUGGGAGGACCACCUGGCUGUUAAGCACUUCUCUGUGGAGGGCCAGCUUGAAUUCAGAGCCCUGCUGUUUGUGCCCAGGCGAGCACCUUUCGACUUGUUUGAGAACAGGAAGAAGAAGAACAACAUCAAAUUGUAUGUGCGCAGAGUCUUCAUCAUGGACAACUGCGAGGAGCUGAUCCCAGAGUAUCUGAACUUCAUCAGAGGUGUGGUGGACUCUGAAGAUCUUCCGCUGAACAUCUCCAGAGAAAUGCUGCAACAGAGCAAGAUCCUGAAGGUGAUCCGAAAGAACCUGGUGAAGAAGUGUCUAGAGCUUUUCACAGAAUUAUCCGAAGACAAGGAAAACUACAAGAAGUUCUACGAACAGUUCUCCAAAAACAUGAAGCUCGGCAUUCACGAAGACUCCCAGAACCGCAACAGACUGUCUGAACUCCUCCGCUACUACACCUCCGCAUCUGGAGACGAAAUGGUGUCCCUGAAAGACUACUGCACCAGAAUGAAGGAGAACCAGAAACACAUCUACUACAUCACAGGUGAAACAAAAGAACAGGUGGCUCACUCGGCCUUCGUAGAGCGGCUCAGGAAGCAGGGCCUGGAAGUCAUCUACAUGAUCGAGCCAAUAGACGAAUACUGUGUACAGCAACUGAAAGAGUUUGAGGGCAAGACUCUCCUCUCCGUCACCAAGGAAGGGCUGGAGCUUCCAGAAGAUGAAGAGGAGAAAAAGAGGCAGGAGGAGAAGAAGGCCAAGUAUGAGAAUCUGUGCAAGAUCAUGAAGGAUAUCCUAGAAAAGAAAGUAGAAAAGGUUGUAGUGUCCAACAGGUUAGUAACGUCGCCCUGCUGUAUUGUAACUAGUACAUAUGGCUGGACCGCCAACAUGGAAAGGAUCAUGAAGGCCCAGGCACUGAGGGACAACUCCACCAUGGGCUACAUGGCGGCCAAAAAACAUCUUGAAAUUAACCCUGACCAUUCCAUCGUCGAAACACUGAGGCAGAAGGCAGACGCCGACAAGAAUGACAAGUCGGUGAAGGAUCUGGUUAUCCUGCUCUACGAGACCGCCCUCCUGUCAUCCGGCUUCAGCCUGGAAGACCCCCAGACACAUGCCAACCGCAUCUACAGGAUGAUCAAGCUCGGCUUAGGUAUCGACGAGGACGACGCAACCACUGAAGAUCUGACGCCCCCAGUCACUGAGGAGAUGCCACCUCUGGAAGGAGACGAAGACUCCUCAAGGAUGGAGGAAGUUGACUGAAUCCAUUGAACUUUUAAAGACGUUCCAGUUCUAAUCUUAAUCGGUUAGGUUUUGUACUUGUGCAGCAUUCCCGCAGCCUGCAUUAUGUUUAAAAUUAUUUAUUUUUUGGAUGUUGUAUGUUUUUGUUAAAAAUUAAACUGUUCUAUUAAAAUAUUGCCUCCUACUAAGGU